Venturia canescens is the source of this 2558-nucleotide messenger RNA. Its product is annotated as alkaline phosphatase-like. Gene Ontology annotation, molecular function: alkaline phosphatase activity. The transcript has 8 exons. NCBI's taxonomy places the organism in Eukaryota, Metazoa, Arthropoda, Insecta, Hymenoptera, Ichneumonidae. The coding region runs from base 495 to 2303 and encodes 602 amino acids. The record is from RefSeq and is a predicted model, not a curated record. Gene Ontology annotation, biological process: dephosphorylation.
AGGCAGGGGAGGUGGCUCAAUCAUUCGCGUCGCAUCUUACCAGUGCGGGUGUAUCUCGAGCGUGCUUGCUCGCCAGCCUGGCUUGUCAUUGCCGACCCGUUCUCUUCUCCCGUGCCGUUUUACUUUAACUUGAACUUUGUUUACCCCUGUUUUGGGAUUAUGUUGGUCUUGAGAGAAUCGCGAUCAACGACGAGAGGAGCUCUCGCUUUUGAGUACCCGCGUCCUCAGCGUCCUAUGGAGAAAAGCUACGAGAGCGUUUGCCUCAAAACAAGGGAGUCGCUGAACCGAAGACAAGCCGUGUUUGUGGGCUUGGAUCUUGUGUCAUGUGUAAACGCGGUGUUCGGGUUAUCUUAAUCCUGAUUUGGCACAAACGAUGCUGCUUACAGAGCAAUAGGCUGUGACAAAACCCACAGAAAGUAAUUAUUUCAGUCGACAAGAUAAUAAAAAGGUCGCGCUGUCCGCUUCCAAGGACUCUUCGCUCCUUCUCGCAAGGUAUGCUGGCCUCGAAAAGCGGCGGCGCCGCUUCCUCCCUUCAUCUGCUCACCCUUAGCGCUGCCACCGCUACUAUACUUCUGCUGCACGUCGUCCUGGCUGGUGACCGAGAGAGACGCGUUUGGUACGAGGCCGCGGCAGAAGGCAUCGAGGCCAGAAUUCGAAACAGUCUCGGAGCUAAUGGUCAAACGGCUCGGGGGGUCAUACUCUUUGUGGGGGACGGAAUGGGUCUGAGCACACUUACAGCAGCGCGUAUUCUCUACGGCCAACGACGUGGUAACAGUGGCGAAGAGGCUCAACUUGCGUGGGAUCGUUUCCCUGCUGUCGCUCUCGCGAGGACUUACAACAUAGACGCCCAGAUUGGCGAAUCCUCAGCGUGCGCCACCGCCCUUCUUUGCGGCGUGAAGGCCAACUAUGAGACGGUCGGUGUGGAUUCAUCGAGCGAGUUUGAAAAUUGCCGAUCGAGCGUCGAUGCUCGGGUUCCAUCGAUUAUUCAGUGGGCUCACCAACGGGGUAAAUCGACGGGACUGGUGACAACGACGAGAGUGACUCACGCCACUCCCGCGGCCUUAUACGCUCACGCCCCGAGUCGUUACUGGGAAGACGACGCGAAAGUGCCACCAAGCGCUCGACCACUUUGCAAAGACAUUGCUCUUCAGUUGUUGGAGGAGGAACCCGGACGCGGAAUUAACGUGAUACUCGGCGGAGGCAGACGAAGUUUUGUGCCUACGGUGACGACCGAUCCCGAGGAGCCAGAAAAAGAGGGACGGCGACUCGACGGGAGAAAUUUGAUCGACGAAUGGAUUCGAAAUCGUCGAGGACUCGCCGCGCGAUACGUCGCGAACAAGGCUGACCUUGAAAAUGUUGAUCCACAAACGACGGAUCAUCUUCUCGGUUUGUUUGCCUACUCUCACAUGGAUUUUCACGUCGAUCGAAAUAUCAACGAGAGCGGUGAUCCUUCGCUGGCUGAAAUGUCCAUAAAAGCUUUACGCAUAGUGGCCAAAAACCCGCGGGGUUAUUUUCUCUUUGUCGAAGGCGGUAGAAUCGAUCACGCACAUCACUACAACAACGCUUACAGAGCUCUGGACGAAACCCUCGCGUUCGAGGAAGCGGUACAAGCUGUUGUAAGAGAAGUCGACAUUUCAGAGACACUGAUUGUCGUCACGGCUGAUCACUCUCACGUUAUGACUCUCGGCGGUCUCGGUACUCGUCGCGGCAAUCCAAUCUUCGGAUCGGAUACUAAGACCUCGGAUCUCGAUGGGAAACCUUACACAACUCUGUUAUACGGAAAUGGGCCUGGGUACUCGGAAACACGUAAGGACAUCAGACGGAAUAGCAGAGACGAUCAAAACGCGAUACAGACAGCGGGCGUUCCACGAGCAUGGGCGACUCACGGUGGUGAGGAUGUCCCAGUAUUUGCGAUAGGCCCGCUUUCGACAGUUCUUUUUUCCGGCAGUUUCGAUCAGAGUUACAUACCCCAUGCGAUAUCGUACGUUGCUUGUCUUCAAUCUCGCCACGCUGAUCGUUGUAUCAACAUUCAGGCUAAAAGAACAAUCGACUCGAGCGUUUCGAAUUCCUCUUCGGCCGUUUUUGGUCUUCGUGGUCGAAGUGCGGACUGCGGACCCUCCGUCGAGCCAAACAGUGCGGCUAUAUCGAGCGGGAUGGUUGUUACCGAUCGAGUGAGAUACACGGCCACAGUUAAAACUGCGAGGGCAACGGUACCAACCCUCAGUCUUACUGCGUCCCUAGUGGCUGGUGAUUCUUCGAAGCUGCUAGUCGGUUACGCUAUUAUUCUCUCGCUGUUUUUUUAAUGCACAUUUUUUUCUGAUCGACUGUGGGGUUAUGAUUUUGUUUUUUAAUGAACUAUUUGUAUAUAAUAUACAUGUAGCCCGUGCACGAGCAUGGGCGUAACCCAGCAAUUGUUAUAUAUCUCCGUUCUCAUCGUGUUCCGAAAUCAUUUAUGUGAACUGCACUAUAGUGAUUCGAUAUACGUAAAUAUAACAUAAAAAAUGUAUAUAGAACAUGUUUGAAUGUAUAAAAUCGAUUCUCGGUUGGUAAUUUCAAAA